CGCGCCGUCCUGCGCUGCAACCUGCCCCCCGGCGCCCAGCGCGUGGUCGUCUUCGCCGUCCUGGCACUGCUUGUGCUCAUCAACGUCGUGCUGAUAUUUCUGCUGGCCUUCCGCUGACCGCCGGGCUCAUUAGCGAUGGCAGCGUGGUCUGUGCCGAAGCACUCUGGGACCAUGUCACCAUGGAUGACCAGGAACUGGGCUUCAACGCUGGAGACGUCAUCGAAGUGAUGGAUGCGACCAACAGAGAGUGGUGGUGGGGCCGCGUCGCAGAUGGCGAGGGCUGGUUCCCAGCGAGCUUCGUGCGGCUGCGGGUGAACCAGGACGAGCCUGCAGACGAUGAGGCGCUGGGGCCUGGGCGCCGAGGGGCUGGGGAUGGCGGGGACGCCGAGGCGCAGGGCAGCAGGGACCAGAUGCGGACCAACGUCAUCAACGAGAUCCUCAGCACGGAGCGAGACUACAUCAAGCACCUGCGGGACAUCUGCGAGGGGUACCUCAGGCAGUGCCGCAAGCGGGCAGACAUGUUCAGCGAGGAGCAGCUGCGCACCAUCUUCGGGAACAUCGAGGACAUAUACCGGUGCCAGAAGGCCUUUGUGAAGGCGCUGGAGCAGAAGUUCAACCGGGAGCGGCCGCACCUGAGCGAGCUGGGCGCCUGCUUCCUGGAACACCAAGCAGACUUCCAGAUCUACUCAGAGUACUGCAACAACCACCCCAAUGCCUGCGUGGAGCUCUCACGCCUCGCCAAGCUCAGCAAGUAUGUGUACUUCUUCGAGGCCUGCCGGCUGCUACAGAAGAUGAUUGACAUCUCCCUGGAUGGCUUCCUGCUGACGCCCGUGCAGAAGAUCUGCAAGUACCCUCUGCAACUGGCAGAGCUGCUCAAGUACACGCACCCCCAGCACAGGGAUUUCAAGGAUGUGGAAGCUGCCUUACAUGCCAUGAAGAAUGUGGCCCAGCUCAUCAAUGAACGGAAACGGAGACUUGAAAACAUCGACAAGAUUGCUCAGUGGCAAAGCUCUAUAGAGGACUGGGAGGGGGAAGAUCUCCUGGUCAGGAGCUCGGAACUCAUCCACUCGGGGGAGCUGACCCGUGUCACACAGCCACAAGCCAAGAGCCAGCAGAGAAUGUUUUUUCUCUUUGACCACCAACUCAUCUACUGUAAGAAGGACCUUCUCCGCCGGGAUGUGCUCUACUAUAAGGGCCGAGUGGACAUGGACAGCCUGGAGGUGGUGGACUUGGAGGACGGGAAGGAUCGAGAGCUCCACGUGAGCGUCAGGAACGCCUUCCGGCUGCGCUGUGGGCCCUCGGGGGAGAGCCACCUGCUGUGUGCCAAGAAGCCCGAGCAGAAGCAGCGCUGGCUCAAGGCCUUUGCCAGGGAGCGGGAGCAGGUGCGGCUGGACCAAGAGACAGGCUUCUCCAUUACCCAGCUGCAGAGGAAGCAGGCCAUGCUGAACGCCAGCAAGCAGCAGGCUAUCGGGAAGCCCAAAGCCCUCGGCCGACCCUACUACCUGACACGCCAGAAGCACCCGGCCCUCCCCACCAGCCUGCCUCAGCAACAGGUCCUGGCGCUGGCAGAGCCCAAGCGAAAGCCAUCCACCUUCUGGCACAGCAUCAGCCGGCUGGCACCCUUCCGCAAGUGAGCCCGUGCCCCAUCAGUGGCACCAUCUGGACCUGCCUGGCCAGGGGGCCUGCAGCUCUUCCUGCCCGAGGCUCACCGCAUCCGGCCCUCUGUCCAUUCUGCAAACUGCAAGUGAGCAGGGCUGAGUGUGGGAUCCGCUCAGAACCGCCCACAGGCUGGCGCGUGUGAGAAUGGCCGCUGUGGACCCUCUUCUCUGCACAUCUGAUCAUCCCUCCUGCUCCUGUUCUCUCUGGGCAGGAGCCCACCUCUGCCUUCAUCACCUGCAGAGCCAGGCUAUGUACCUCUCUGCCCUCCCGUUCUCUUCACAGGCCCCCAGCUGGUGGGCCAGGCAGCCUGCAUCCCUGGUAGGUAGGAACCAGGAAUUCUGGGCACAAAAGCAUCUGGCCCAGAGCCCACCUAUUACUUCCUCCCAGUCCCUCUGUAGACACUCCUGGCUGCUGGACACCCUGUCUUCACAUGUGAUGUGUUUGUUUAUAGUGGAAAGAAAACAGAACCAUAGUCAACUGAAUACUUCUGUCAGGAUUUGUAACCAGUCCACCUGCAGCUGUGGGGUGGUUCCAGUCUGGAUUUUGUUGUUCAAUUCCAACACUAGAGAACUGUUAGUGACAUGGAAAGACUGCCUUACCCUGAGUGAGUGAGAAGCCAUAAGGACUGAAGUCUGUGCCCAGCGCCCAGGACCGACCCACCCAGAAGCUGGUGGGCACGCAGGUUGGAGGGAAGCCCGCAGCCCGUGGAGGAGGGCCGCCCAAGAGUGUGGCUAGGGCCUGGCCUGGGGCAGAGCGCAGAGCCGCCCCUGUGGCCCCUGGGAAUUCAGCAGCAUGUACAGUCACUCUUGCACUAUACCUUCUCCAAGCAGAA
Dama dama (fallow deer) is the source of this 2491-nucleotide messenger RNA. It is a transcript of the gene ARHGEF4, whose product is annotated as Rho guanine nucleotide exchange factor 4. The coding region runs from base 180 to 1634 and encodes 484 amino acids. Gene Ontology annotation, biological process: intracellular signal transduction. Lineage: Eukaryota; Metazoa; Chordata; Mammalia; Artiodactyla; Cervidae. The record is from RefSeq and is a predicted model, not a curated record. The transcript has 10 exons. Gene Ontology annotation, molecular function: guanyl-nucleotide exchange factor activity; protein binding.